UAGCUGCGCCGUGCCUCGGAUGAAAUGGCUGAUAUUGCGGCUAGUGAUUCUGCCGUUAGUUGUUGUGCUGGCGUGUACGAGUACGGUUCUCGUGCGCGCAUACGGCAGCGCUCCUUCAGCGUUAAAUCAAAGACAGAUUUCAAAAUUCAAGCGGUUUUAAAAAUUAUGUUUGAGUGUUUUUUGUAUGUGUUUUGUUCAUUGCUACGUGCUGUGCUUUUUGAGUUCUGCAACUUUUGUUUAUGUCUGGAGACUAAACUUGUGAAGGUCAACGCGUCGCCUCGAUCGGUCUCAAAUUUAAGUGUUUCGUAAUAAGGCCAAGAGACCAAUAGCUGCGAAUUUCAUUUUAAUUGUAUUUUGUCAAGGCUUCAAGUGAAAUUAGUUAAAAAUCCCUUUAAAGUUUGCGAUAAAGGCAUUCGAGUGUAACAAAUAAAGAAAACCAGACAAUCAUGAACGCCUCAUGCAGCUACUAGCUGCAGUGCAGUAGAUGAGCAAUGUUGGCUGCUGACAGUAGUGAGAUCAGUGACUUCGGGCCAACCUCGCGGCCACUGCAAGCCAGCUCCGCUGAGAACAGCAGACACCGAUUAACGGUUGGUACUACGGCCAAGCGACCCCCUAAAACCAGCCACCGUUCUGGCCCAAUGACAGCCAGCAGCACCGGCGGAGCAAGCGGCAACGGAAACGGUAGCAGUGGCUCCGCAAGCGGCUGUGGCGCUCCAAAUGCCCUAUCCUCGGCUAAGGGAGGAGGUACCAUGACGACUGUGACAGCGACGACGGUCAAGGCAACGGUCAGCCACGGCCAAAUUCAUGGGCGAAACGACAGAGGGGGUCGCAGCGCCGCACCUGGGGGCUCCAACGUAGACGGAUUUGUCGGGGGGAUCGAGAUUUAUUUAGGCCUCAUUGGAUGGCGAAAGAAGUGCCUGUACACUCUGCUAUUGCUGCUAAUGCUGCUUAUUAUCACAAACCUCGUGCUUACCCUCUGGAUUCUCAAAGUGAUGGAGUUCUCCACGGAGGGCAUGGGUCAGCUUAAAAUCGUACCCGGUGGCAUACAGUUGUCGGGACAAGCAAUAAUUAUGGACAUGCUGCGCGCAUCGACAAUCCGUUCGCGUCACGGUCAACCCAUCUCGAUAGAAUCAUCACGUAAUUUUUCAAUCAAUACACGUGACCCGAAUGGUAUGAUUGAGAAUCAUUUAUUUCUGGGACACGAUAAGUUCGAGUGCCUGUCUGCGGGAUUUCGCAUAAACGACACCAACGGUCGCAGCCUUUUUUCCGUAAACCGAAAUGAAGUCACAAUCGGAGCGCACGCCCUGCGGAUCGACGGCGAAGGUGGCGCCGUAUUUCGGGAGUCCGUGCAGACGCCGCAUGUGCGCGCCGAGCCAGGUCGGGAGUUGAGACUCGAAUCCCCCACUCGCCAAUUGGAGAUGACGGCGGCCAAGGACAUCAACUUGCAAUCCCGGGCAGGAGGAAUAGAAGUUGUGGCCCUGGAAGACGUCAAGUUCCGAGCCCUCGAUGGGAGCCUGCGUUUGGAAUCCUCGAAGAUACUUAUGCCCAACCUGCGAACGGCCCAGCCUCCCAUCCUGGGCAACGCCCAGAGUCGGGACCAUAUGCACCGAGUCUUCCAACUCUGCGCGUGCUCGAACGGCAAGCUUUUUUUGGCAGCGUCGCAUUCGAUAUGUGCGGGCGAUGACUCUACCGUCUGCAGAUGAUUGCAAGACAGCACGCGCUGGCAGUCCACGUCCACGUUCAAUAGCGAUGCCCGAAAUGAAGGCGGUUUGGAUACAGAGUAGGCUACCGGACAACCAGUAUACAAGUAUGCGGUUCAAGGCAAUGAAGAGGACAGAUCGCUCACUGCUCAUUACCAUAACUUUAGCUGUAUGCACAGAAAUCAUGUUAAAUUAUUCAUAUGCUAACUGUAACAUAGAGUGGUAUACCUAACUAGUAGAAAAAACUUAAAAAAAUAUGAUUAAUCAUGCAUACGCGUAUAUCUGCAUCCAUAAUCGUUUAUACCGAAAUUUAAAGAACAAAAUCAAGAGCUUCUUAGACAUUUGGAUGUUGUGUAUACUAGUACAGAUGGCAAUUCAGAGGCAUAGGCAUGUCCUAUAUAGAUACAUACUAUAUCAAGAAAGUAAAUAUUGACGGAGUAUACAUUACAGAAAAUAAUAAAUUUAUAAUCAAGCAUAGGCUACCACCAAAGGGCAGUCUCGUAAUAAAUAUAUUAACAUUGUCGUUAUUGCGACGUAAAAUCCUUUAAAAUAAAAUGGUAUAGACUCCCAGGUUUACUGUAUUUACCCCUGUGAAUGUGUGCCUACCCAAUUGGGAUCGGUUUUAAAGGAUCGGUUCAGAAUACAAAUUUUUUUUUAUGUUAGAAAUCGCUCCAAAUUUUUUCCAAACAUAAGUCGUCACAUAUAUCAGUUAAAAUAUUUCCAAAUAUGCGCAGUUUGCAUACCCUUGCGGAGGGUAUUAUUAUUUUCGUCAAAAGUUUGCAGCGCGGUGGUCACUUUUCAUUUUCCAUAUUUUACUUUUUUCAUAAUUCAUAUUCUUAAUCAGCCUAGUCGACUUUCUGCUGUCAUACCUAUUGCUAGAUCUGCUUAAAAUCUAAAGGCUUAACUUUUGCAGUUACAUUUUACGAAGAUCUAGUUUUGAAAACUCAGCUUUUUGUCUAAUGUUUUGUUUUUUAUUCCAUUUCCGGACCUAUACCUUUUGGACGAAAAUCGAAUGACUAAUUCUUAUAGCUGUUAUAUUUGUGUCAUACUGGCCGUAUGCAUUUUACUAGCGUAAUGCAAAAACCUUUAACACGAAAUAUAUCAAAUCGUUUAUUACGUCUACACCGAUUUUGUUAAAAAGUCUUUGUGAUCAGACGAAUAUAUUCUAUAGAUGCAAGAGGAAACGAUCGUGUUAAAUUUUUAAUGAAAUAUGCAAAUGUUUUUUUUUUAUUUCUUAUAUGAUGGUUGCACAUUAAUUCAAAUCCACCUCUUGAGUUGACUAUAUUAUAUAUCUGUCUUAUGUAUAUUCGCAUAGUUUUUAUUUUUAAUAAUCCUCCUUUUUAUCAAAUCAAAAACUUUAACCAUGGAGGAUUAUGAUUGAUUAACAAAAACCCAGAACCAUUUACACAAAGCAGUCCAAAGAUAUUGCAAAUGUGUUUUUUUUAUGUCUUAUAUGAUGGUUGCACAUUAAUUCGAAUCCACCUCUUGAGUUGACUAUAUUAUAUAUCUGUCUAAUGUAUAUUCGCAUAGUUUUUAUUUUUAAUAAUCCUCCUUUUUAUCAAACCAAAAACUUUAACCAUGGAGGACUAUGAUUGAUUAACAUAAACACAGAACCAUUUACACAAAGCAGUCCAAAGAUAUUGUACAUAAACUGUGCAUCAUACUGAAAUACAAAUUGACUCGGCCGUAAUCCUAACUGUAUUCAUGUAGAUAAUCUUGCAACGACUAUUAUUAUUUAGAAAAUGUUUGUAUGAUAAUUAUGAUCAGAUGCAUCAUGCUGGCAUUAGGCACAAUACGAAGACAAUGAAAUAUCAUCCAAUGAAUCAUAAGAGCUAUUUAUAUCUAAUCGUAUACCUAUGUACCAUUACAGGUACACAUAUGAAAACAAAUACGAAUACCUGUAUAAUUAUGCACAAAAAAAUAAAUAUGAGUAAAUGAGUUUGAACAUGGAUAUGGAUAUAAAUACAUAUAUUAAUACAGUUGAAUAUGAAAUUGUCGUUGGAUUUUUCAAGUGCGGGAGCACUGAUACGUAUAUAUUAAUAUUAAUGUAUCAGCGUUUUCAAACUUGAAUAAAUAAAUAUAUAUAAAUAAUCAAAUGUAUUUGUAUCUGUAUCUAUGUUAGUAAAUAGCAAAUGCUUUGAAAAAGGCAAUAAUAUUAAUUUGUUGUUAAUUUUUUUAAGGACGGAUAGGAAAUAUAAAGUUUAUGUAUAAAGUGUGGAGUGGAGGUACGAAAUCUUUAUAUAUCAUAUAUUGUAAUACUGAAAGUACAGAAAGAUAAAUACAUGCGUAAACAACAAUUAAACAAUUAAUG
Messenger RNA from Drosophila gunungcola (fruit fly), 4011 nucleotides. Its product is annotated as delta-sarcoglycan. Gene Ontology annotation, cellular component: sarcoglycan complex; sarcolemma. Bases 492 to 1703 code for a protein of 403 amino acids. The record is from RefSeq and is a predicted model, not a curated record. Lineage: Eukaryota; Metazoa; Arthropoda; Insecta; Diptera; Drosophilidae. Gene Ontology annotation, biological process: cardiac muscle tissue development; heart contraction. The transcript is spliced from 6 exons.